This is a messenger RNA of Lactuca saligna, 534 nucleotides long. The record is from the annotation of a GenBank genome assembly. NCBI's taxonomy places the organism in Eukaryota, Viridiplantae, Streptophyta, Magnoliopsida, Asterales, Asteraceae.
AUGGUAUCAUCAUCGACACCUAGAUGUGGAAGUUUAACAAUCAAUUUUCAACAGUGUCCACUUCUGAACAUAAGCUAUAGCCCUCCAACUAAAACGGAUCUAUCAUCUGGCAAAAUAUCGGUGGUUGUUGUCUACAAUUCCCAAGGGUGGAAGAGAUCUGAUGUUAUAAGACUUCCAGACCUAGAUGCAUUAUAUGCGGCUAUUGUUGUGAGUAUUGCCUUCUCUUUCAUUCCUGCUUCGUUUUCUAUUGCUAUUAUGAAGGAUAUCAAUAAUGAUUAUGGUCGAUCAUCAAUCUCCACUGUAUAUGAGGCGGGUAUCAAUCGUCAAAUAAAGAAGCCUCCUCAACUCACAAACAAGAACAAAUCCUCUUCGAUCCAGUUCACUGCAUUAGAUUGCAAAUCUGUUGAUUCUUUGAGUCAUCGUCGAGUAUUUAUUGAUCCAUAUCACAACGACGAACUAUUGAUUCUUCGAUGCAUCAUUGAUGACAUAGAGAUUAAGAGUGUGGAUUCCUGGAAGCAGGAUGAGGGAAGAUAG